CUCUCCUCCUCCUCCUCCUCUUUCUCCAUCUUCAAAAUCCUCUCCGACAAGCUUUCUCCAAACCACUCCAUUGAAAACUCGCGCUCCCAUUUCGUAAGAAAACAAACGCAAAAACGACAUGCCGAAGUUGGAAUCGAAGAAGAAGAAGAUCCGAGUCCCGACCUGCUCAAUCUGCCACACGCCCUACGACGAUGACUCCCACGCGCCUCUCUUGCUCCAAUGCGGCCAUUCCUUCUGCAAGCACUGCCUCUCCCACGUGUUCUCCUCUUCGUCGGCCACACCCAAGCACACCCUCCCCUGCCCCAAGUGCCGCCACGUGUCUACAAUCGGCAACUCCGUCCUCUCCCUCCCCAAGAAUUACUCUCUCCUUCCCAUCCUCUCCUCCUCCUCCGACGAUGUCACCGACGACGAAGAUUCUGAGUCGGAAUUGGCACCACCGUCACAGCCUCGUAGCGCGUGCUGUCGAGGCAGCGGCACGGGAUUGCCCAGGAGUCUGUAUGUGGAUCACGAGCUGAGGCUGAUCAAGAGGAUCGGGGGCGAAGCGGAGAGGUGGUUGGGUGAGAUGAGGAGGUCGAAGAGGUGUAGGCACAAGGUGGUGGUGAGGAGGGUUGGGGUGGCGGACGUGUCAGACUGCGAUUGGGUGGAGGGGGAGCUCGAGAGGCUUCGCGUGUCGUCGAUGUGGUGCAGGAACGUGUGCACGUUCCAUGGAGUGGUGAAGCGGGACAAUCAUCUGUGCCUCGUCAUGGAGAGGUGCUAUGGUUCGGUUCAGUCCGAGAUGCGCCGCAGUGGCGGCCGCCUCACUCUCGAGCAAAUCCUCAGAUAUGGGGCAGACAUUGCGCGUGGGGUGGCUGAACUACAUGCAGCAGGUGUUGUAUGCAUGAAUUUAAAGCCAUCCAAUUUCCUUCUGGAUGCAAGUGGCCGUGUAGUGGUUUCUGAUUAUGGGCUUCCAAUAAUUCUGAAGAAACCUUCUUGCCGAAAAGCUCGACCUGGUCCAGAGGUUGAGUUCUUAAAAAUGCAUUGGUGUAUUGAUUGUACAUUGUUGAGUCCACAUUACACAGCUCCAGAGGCAUGGGAGCCUUUAAAGAAGUCACUGCACUUAUUCAGGGAUGAUGCAAGUCAUAUAUCUGCCGAGUCAGAUGCCUGGAGUUUUGGUUGUGCCCUGGUUGAAAUGUGCACUGGUUCCAUUCCAUGGGCUGGUUUAGGCGCAGAAGAAAUUUGUCGUGCUGUUGUCAAGGAAGGAAAGCCACCUCCCCAGUAUUCAAGUGUUGUAGGUGUUGGGAUUCCUAGAGAUUUGUGGAAAAUGAUCGGUGAGUGCUUACAGUUCAAGUCAUCGAAAAGACCAACUUUUCAUGCAAUGCUUGCUAUAUUUCUACGCCAUUUGCAACGGAUUCCUCACAGUCCAAGUCCAAACAAUGAAGCAGCUAAUAGUCCUGGAAUUGAUAUGUUGGAACGGUCCCCUACAUCUGUUUUGGAUAUUUCCCAUGUUAAAAGCAACCAUCUGCAUCAACUUGUAUCUGAAGGGAAUGUGAAUGGUGUUAGGGAUCUGCUUGCAAAGUCUGCAGUGGGGAACAAUAAUGGCUCAAUCAUUUCUCUUUUGGAAGCACAUAAUGCUGAUGGUCAAACUGCUCUGCACUUGGCUUGUAGACGAGGUUGCCCAGAGAUAGUUGAUGCUAUUUUAGAGUACGGCAAUGUGGAUGUGGAUGUCCCUGAUGAAAAUGGAAAUCCUCCUAUAGUGUUUGCUUUAGCAGUUGGGUCCUCAGAAUGUGUGCGUGCUCUCAUCAGAAAAUCAGCUAAUGCUAUAUCUAGGUUGAUGGAAGGCUUUGGUCGAUCUGCUGCUCAUGUUUGUGCAUUUUAUGGGCAACCUGAUUGUAUGCAUGAACUACUAUUGGCUGGAGCUGAUCCCAAUGCAGUGGCUGAUGAUGGUGAAACUGCAUUGCAUAUAGCCAUUGCCAAAAAAUUCACAGACUGUGCUAUUGUAAUACUGGAAAAUGGGGGCUGCAAGUCUAUGGGUUUUCUGAAUUCAAAAAAUUUAACUCCUCUGCACUUGUGUAUAGCAUCUUUAGAUGUGGCUAUAGUUAAGCGGUGGGCAGAAAUCGCGUCACUCGAAGAGAUUUCUGAAGCAAUUGACAUACCAAGUUCAUCUGGAACUGCACUAUGUAUGGCGGCUGCUCUAAAAAAAGAUCGCGAGACAGAGGGUAGAGAGCUGGUAAGAAUACUGCUUGCAGCUGGAGCAAACCCAACUGCCCAAGAUCCACUACAAUAUCGAACAGCUUUGCAUACAGCUGCCAUGGCCAAUGAUGUUGAGUUGGUUAAGAUUAUUCUUGAUGCUGGAGUCGAUGUGAACAUCAGGAAUAUGCAUAAUACAAUACCUCUUCAUUUGGCAUUGGCAAAAGGAGCAAAACCAUGCGUUGGAUUACUCUUAUCUGCUGGAGCAAAUUGUAAUUUGCAGGAUGAUGAUGGUGACAAUGCUUUUCAUAUAGCUGCUGAUGCAGCAAAGUACAUACGUGAAUGUCUUGAGUGCAUUGUAGUUAUGCUGCAGUAUCCAGGUGCUGCCAUCGAAGUUAGGAACCACAGUGGUAAGACAUUGCGUGACUUAUUGGAAGCCCUACCUCGAGAAUGGAUUUCUGAAGAUUUAAUGGAAGCACUUAUGAGCAAGGGACUUCAUCUGUCUCCGCCAGUAUUUGAAGUGGGAGAUUGGGUGAAAUUUAAAAGAAAUGUGAAAACCCCUGUAUAUGGUUGGCAAGGUGCAAAGCAUUGGAGUGUUGGCUUUGUACAGAGUAUCCAAAAGAGCGACAGCCUUGUUGUUUCAUUUUGCACUGGAGUAGCUCACGUCCUCACUAAUGAAGUUAUAAAAGUCUUCUCUUUGGACAGGGGACAGCUUGUGCGACUCAAAGCUGACGUUGAAAAGCCAAGGUAUGAGUUGCGUGGACAAUCACGUGACAGCAUUGGAACUGUCCUGUGUAUUGAUGAUGAUGAUGGAGUUAUACGUAUUGGAUUUACUGGUGCAUCUAGGGGAUGGCAAGCUGAUCCUGCAGAUUUUGAAAGGGUUGAAGAGUUUAGGGUUGGUGACUGGGUUCGUGUUCGCCACAAUCUGCACUCUGUAAAGCAUGGUUUUGGGGCUGUCAUCCCAGGGAGUAUAGGGUUAGUGUAUGGUAUUAGACCUGAUAGUAGUCUGCUGAUAGAAUUUAGCUACUUACCCAGCCCAUGGCUUUGUGAACCAGAGGAAGUGGAGCCAUUCACUCCAUUCAGGAUUGGUGACAAAGUAUGUGUAAAGAGAUCUGUUGCGGAGCCCAGAUUUCCUUGGGAUGGCGAGACACAUCAUAGUGUCGGAAAAAUAAGUGACUUAGAGAGUAAUGGUCUUCUGAUAAUUGAAAUACUAAAUCGGUCCAUGCCAUGGAGAGCUGAUCCAUCAGAUAUGGAAAAGGUGGAGGAUUUCAAGGUUGGUGAUUGGGUAAGAGUUAAAGCUUCGGUACCCUCUCCAAAAUAUGGGUGGGAAGAUGUCACCAGGACCAGUAUAGGAAUAAUUCAUAGCUUGGAGGAGGAUGGUGAUAUGGGUAUUGCAUUCUGUUUUAGGAGCAAGACUUUCUCUUGCUCCAUGACAGACAUGGAGAAGGUGUCACCUUUUGAAGUGGGACAAGAGAUUCGAGUGAUGCCAUCUAUCAAUGAGCCGUUACUUGGAUGGUCAAAUGAAACUCCAUCUACCUCGGGCAAAAUUGAAAGGAUUGACAUGGAUGGGACCCUUAAUGUGAAAGUGGCUGGCAGAGCGAGCUUGUGGAAAGUUGCUCCUGGUGAUGCAGAAAGGUUAUCAGGAUUGGCAGUUGGUGACUGGGUUCGUUUGAAGCAAUGUAUGGGAACAAGACCAAGUCAUGAAUGGAAUAGUGUUGGGAAAGAAAGCUUAGCAGUAGUGCAUAGCUUGCAGGAUUAUUCUUAUUUGGAGUUGGUUUGUUGUUUUCGUAAGGGUAGGUUCAUUGUUCACUGCACAGAAGUUGAAAAAGUUGCUUCCACAAAAAUUGGGCAGCAUGUUCGGUUCCGUGCCGACUUGGUAGAACCCAGAUGGGGAUGGAGAGGUGCUUGCCCCAAUUCAAGAGGUGUUGUAACUUCUGUAAAUGCUGAUGGAGAAAUAAGAGUUUCAUUCUUUAAUUUGUCAGGUUUGUGGAGAGGAGAUCCUGCAGAUUUUCAGGUAGAGGAGAUGUUUGGGGUUGGAGAAUGGGUAAAACUAAAAGAUGAUGCUAGUAAAUGGAAAUCUUUGCAACCUGGAGGCAUUGGUGUCAUACAAGGAAUAGGGUAUAAAGGAGAUGUAUGGGAUGGAACUGUCCUUGUUGGGUUCUGCGGAGAAUCAGAAUUAUGGGCGGGCCAGACUUCCAAGCUAGAAAGAGUAGAUAGGUUUGCAACUGGGCAACGGGUGAGAGUGAAGCCAAAUGUAAAGGAUCCACGAUUUGGGUGGUCGGGUCAUACGCAUGCCAGCAUCGUUUCUAUAACAGCAGUUGAUGCAGACGGAAGAAUAAGAGCAUACACUCCGACUGGCUCAAAGGCAUGGAUGCUUGAUCCAUCGGAAGUGGAAGCGGUGGAGGAAGAGAUUUUAAAAAUUGGAGAUUGGGUAAGGGUAAAAUCAUCAGUGGUGACACCAGUUUACCACUGGGGAGAAGUGACUCACAAGAGCAUCGGGGUGGUUCUCCGCAUGGAGGAAGGGGAGCUUUGGGUAUCGUUUUGCUUUAUGGAGCGGCCCUGGAUAUGCAAGAAUUGCGAGAUGGAGAAGGUGAGAGCAUUUAAGGUGGGCGACACAGUGAGAUUUAGAGAAGGACUAGUAACCCCAAGGUGGGGAUGGGGAAUGGAGACACAUGCUAGUGAGGGACAGGUUGUUGGAGUGCAUGCUAAUGGAAAGCUAAGAAUUAGGUUUAAAUGGAGAGAAGGUCGGCCCUGGAUUGGAGACCCUGCAGAUAUUGUUCUUCACAAUAAGCUCUAGUGGGAAUUCAAUUCAAUGAAAAACUAAACCGUAUGUGGCCCUCAAAUUAAGGAUUUAUAGAGGAGUAAAAAAUGGAUUCUAAGUUAUUACUACAUAACUACCUGCCUGCCUAGAUGAUAUAGAAAUAGAGAGGCCUGUCCGUUUUCCUUGUAUAUUUAGAGCACGACAAUAGAUGAUGUUGGGCCUAAUACCUUCUUGUGUAUUUGUUUUUUUUUUUUUAUUAGGUUUUUCUCUGUAGAUUCUCAUGUUUGUAGGUGACCCCUGUUGUGCUAUUUGUAAAAGUGGCUGGACACAUGGUUAAAUAGUUCUGUAAAUAUCAACUCCCAUUUUUAGAAAAUAAUAUAUCAAUUAUGUAUA
Alnus glutinosa is the source of this 5320-nucleotide messenger RNA. RefSeq names its product E3 ubiquitin-protein ligase KEG-like. Gene Ontology annotation, molecular function: ubiquitin-protein transferase activity; protein binding; protein kinase activity. The coding region runs from base 119 to 4963 and encodes 1614 amino acids. The transcript is spliced from 16 exons. Gene Ontology annotation, cellular component: trans-Golgi network; early endosome. Lineage: Eukaryota; Viridiplantae; Streptophyta; Magnoliopsida; Fagales; Betulaceae. The record is from RefSeq and is a predicted model, not a curated record. Gene Ontology annotation, biological process: late endosome to vacuole transport; negative regulation of abscisic acid-activated signaling pathway; abscisic acid-activated signaling pathway.